Messenger RNA from Cornus florida, 2176 nucleotides. RefSeq lists its product as uncharacterized. The record is from RefSeq and is a predicted model, not a curated record. Bases 902 to 1879 code for a protein of 325 amino acids. Lineage: Eukaryota; Viridiplantae; Streptophyta; Magnoliopsida; Cornales; Cornaceae. The transcript has a single exon.
GGUGAAUUUGUUAUCCAAGCCAUGGCAAGUAACAAACGCUAGAUGUUAUGAGCCUGGUUUUGAAUUUCAGCAAGCUCUCUCUACAGGUCAACUAAGUUUGGCUUUCAACAGGUUUUUUUGAAUGUGAUUCUUGCCAACGAAUCUAAAGUUGUGCUGAAAUUUUAUUAAAAAAGCAAAUUUUGGUUGCAUUAGCUCAAGUACUUGGCAAGAAAAAGUUUAGAAUAAUGAUGAAAUCCAGCAAAUCUGGCCUUAAAAUAAUAAGAAUGAUCAGGUACCCAAGUGGAGAUUUGUUAAUUUGUCGAAAGGGUCAGUUUCAGUUCAACCUGUGCUUGCAUAAAUUGAACAUUUCUCAAUGAGCUAGUAGCAGAUGUUGAAGCUUCUAUAGGACCGGGCCACCAGCUUGGAUGGUAUAAACUGUUGAGAGAGAGUUCGAGCCUUGCUAGAGGCAUGUUGUUUGUGUGCGCGCGCUUUACAUUCGAAGAAAUAAAUGGUAGCAGCAGCAGCUGUUGAUGCUUUAACUAUUUGCAAAACCCUAAAUCAAGUGCUGGUUUGAUUGAGCCCUCUUGUCCACCUCUAUUGAUCAGUCUUUAGCUUUUUCUUCAGAAUAAUUGUGAGACUUGCUUGAAAGAGCGUUUGUGCCAUUUGAGGAGCCGGAUUUUACUCUCACGUCUGUGUUCUGUUUUUGUUAAAUAAUGAAAUUUUUUGAAUUUUAAUUUCAUCAAGCUAAUUUAUCAAUUUUUAUUUUUCCCUCGUCUACCAGACAAAUUUGAGCACAAAAGUCAAAGUCUGCUCCAUUAUUAGCUGUUUGUUGACUACACUAGUCAAUAUGCAUUAGAAAACUUCAUCUUCUCGUAAGAUCUACUCCAUUUCAGAGUAGAGACCAGAAUCUGAAGGCACAGAGAUGGAGAGCAACCAUGUUAUGCUGAAGGAGAGGUUGAAAUUCUCUGGCAUACUCAAAGAAGCUCUAUCAAUCCCUCUCAGAAACACCAACUUCAUAAUCUUCACCUUGCUAACUUCCCUUCCCCUUUUCUGCUUCAUGGUUUUGUAUGAAAUUCUAUUCCAAAGAACACUGGUCCAAGCCUCGGAAAUUCUAGAUCCGGCAUACGACGGUUACUUUGACUAUAAUUGGCCAGUACCAACCUACAUAGAAGGCCGAUUUUCGAAAAAAUUUGUUGUUAAUUUGAUUCAAAUGUGUUUCCUCUAUCUUGUGCCCCUUCAUCUCCUAGAGCUCUUCAAUGCUAUUUUGACUGUCGAUUUAGCAUCAAAGAUGCAUAAAGGAGUUACAAAAGUGACAAUCAGAGAGAUGGUACAUAAAUCAACCAAAGCAACAAGGUUUAGAGGCCCUAGUAUCACAUCUAUGUAUGUUCUCUUCCUGUCAACUUGCACACUUCUAGGGUUGACAUGGUUAGUAAUAAACUACUACUUCAUUUCAAGAAACAUUUUCUAUGGUUGUUUCUUCGUGGCAGCUUUUAUAGCACUGCUAACAAAGUACUUGGAGUGGAGUGCUGUGUGGAACAUGAGUAUUGUGAUUUCUGUUGUGGAGGGGUUGUAUGGGACCGAAGCAUUGGCGCUGUCGGAUCAUUUUAGCAGGCGUAGCAGAAGGGAUGGACUACUUUUUAUGCUUGUUUUCUUUGUUUGGGGUUUUGGUUUGAGGUUGCCGUGUCUAUAUGUCGGCUGCUAUAAGGAAGUCGGAGGAGGAGUUGUUGCACAGGUUGGCUUGUUUUGUGUGGGAAAUGUGAUGAAGUGGGUGGUCUGCAUGGUUUACUUCUUUGAUUGCAGAAAUGGAACUUUUAUCAAUGAGGGAGUAGAAACAGAAGUUGAAGAUGCUGAUGCAGAAGCACCACUUAUUGUACCAGUGUCACUAGACCGGAUGGUAUAAUCUGUUGAGAGUUCGAGCCCCACUAGAGGUAUGUUAUAGAAGCUGUAUUUUAUAUUCGUUAGCUAGCCACCAUAACGGAUGGUUUUGCAAACUUCGGAGACGUACAAUCAUCCGGGAUGUCCGUGAGUUUACGGUUCGUCCAAGGAGACCCCUUAUCCAUAUGGCCACCUGUGCGGGUUAGAAGCACAAGUUCAAGUAUACCAAAAUUAAGUAUUGGUUUGAUUCAGUUAGCCACUUGGGUGAGUUUGUAAUAAGACUGUCUGCCCAUCAAUAGGGUUUUUUUUUUUUUUUUUUUUU